This is a messenger RNA of Quercus lobata, 2406 nucleotides long. RefSeq lists its product as uncharacterized. Bases 1 to 2406 code for a protein of 801 amino acids. Gene Ontology annotation, molecular function: protein dimerization activity; DNA binding. Lineage: Eukaryota; Viridiplantae; Streptophyta; Magnoliopsida; Fagales; Fagaceae. The transcript is spliced from 4 exons. The record is from RefSeq and is a predicted model, not a curated record.
AUGGAAUCUGCCUCUGUGCCAUCUAAUGAACGAGCUUCUACAACUGGGUCUAAUGCUAAUUCUUCAUCUGUGAGGGCAAAAUGUGAUCCAGCAUGGGAUCAUGUAACUGAAGAGUUGAAAGAUGGAAGAAGUAGUUAUAGAUGUAUACAUUGUGGGAAAACUUAUAAAGGAGGGGGCAUUAAUCGGAUGAAAAGACAUCUAGCUGGAAUUAAAGGUGAUGUGGCUGCAUGUAUGGGUGUGCCUUAUGAUGUUAGGUUCCAAAUGGUUGAGAAUUUGAAGGAAAUUUCAAAAUCUAAAGAACAAACAAAAAAGGAUCAAGAAGCAUCUAAUUAUUCGCCAUUAGAGGAUUCACCAGAAUUUGAAGAUGUCCAAGAAAUUACUCCUAGAGGUAGGGGCUUAGGUAGGGGAAAUAGAAGUAGUCCUAGUAAUCCGCCACCAAGAUCCAAUCUUGGCAAGAGAAAGGUUGGUGAUAUUGGUAAUUACUUCGCUCCUAGGACAACACCGGGAGCUCAACCUUCUAUUAAAAGUGUGCUUGCUGGUAAAGAAAAGAAGCGGAGGGUUGAUAUGGCUGUAGCUAGAUGGAUGUAUGAUGCUUGCAUUCCAAUUAAUGCUAUGAAUUCUAGUUAUUAUCAGCCUAUGUUCAAUGCUGUAGCUUCUUAUGGUCCUGGAUAUAGAGGCCCAAAUUAUCAUGCCCUUCGAGUGCCUUUGUUGAGAGAAGCAAAAAGAGAAGUUCAAUUGAUUGUUGAUUCUCAUCGUUCAUAUUGGGCUGAUACUGGUUGUACAAUAAUGGCUGAUGGGUGGACUGAUACUAGGCAUAGAACAUUGAUUAAUUUUCUUGUCUAUUGUCCUAAAGGUAUUAUCUUUAUACGUUCUAUUGAUGCUUCUGACUUGGUUAAGGAUGCUAUUAAUUUAAGCAACUUGUUUGAUGAAAUUGUUAAUUGGGUUGGUCCUGCAAAUAUAGUACAUUUGGUCACUGACAAUGCUGCAAAUUAUGUAGCUGCUGGAAGAAUUUUGUGUGGAAAAUAUAGAAAUAUUAGUUGGUCACCUUGUGCAGCACAUUGCCUAAACCUAAUUUUUAAAGAGAUUGGGAAGAUGGAUCAUGUAGCUAAACUUGCAAAGCGUGCAUCCAAGAUCACUGUGUUCAUUUAUAACCAUGUGGCUUUGCAAGCUUGGUUGAGGACUAGAAAAAAUUGGACGGAAAUUGUGCGUCCAGGGCCAACUAGGUUUGCUACUACUUUCAUUGCCUUAGGGAGUCUUAAGGAACAUAAGCAUGACUUACAAGCAUUGGUGACUAGCAAAUUUUAUGUUGAAUCAAAAUAUGCAAAAGAUAAGAAAGCAAAGGCAGUGGUGAAAAUCAUUCUUGAUAAUCAAUUUUGGAAUGAUUGUCAUGUAAUUGUGCAUAUUAUGUCACCAUUGAUUCGUUUAUUACGCAUUGUUGAUUCUGAUGAAAAACCAGCUAUGGGUUAUGUAUAUGAUGGCAUGUAUAGAGCAAUUGAUGGAAUUAAAAAAAUUUUCAAGGACAAGAAGAGACUAUGGGAGCCUUAUGUUAAUAUUAUCAAGGAUCGUUGGGAUAAUCAAUUCUAUAGAGAUAUUCAUGCUGCUGCUUAUUGGUUGAAUCUUGCAUUCCAAUAUGACACAUCCACUCUUAAUAAGAGGCUAGAGACACAAUUUGCUGUGACAGAUGUUAUUGAGUCAAAAGUUUCAGUUGGUCGGUUGAAGUUGGUGGAGGAAUUAAGGCUAUUUCGAGAGCGUGAACAAACUUUUGGAACUCAACUUGCUCAAGAAUCAGCCAAGACAUCUCAGCCGGAUGAGUGGUGGAAGUUGUUUGGAUCUUGUGCUCCAACCUUACAAAAGUUUGCAAUUCGGAUCCUUAGCCAAACAGCUGCCUCUUCGGGAUGUGAGCGGAAUUGGAGUGCUUUUGAACAAAUACAUACCAAAAGAAGAAAUAGAUUGGAGCAUCAACGACUUAACGAUCUUGUAUUUGUUCAUUAUAACUACCGAUUGAAAGAAAGAGUCAAAAGGAAGAAGUUCAAUUUUGAUCCUAUUGACUAUGCAAGUAUCGAUAAAACUGAAUUUUGGGUAGUGGAAGAUGAGGAACCUCCAUUUCUUGAUCAUGAGGAGAUAGAAAAUGCAUUAUAUGAAGAGGGAGCCUAUCCAAUUGAAGAAGGGUCUUCUAGCCAUGUACAAAGAGAUAUGGACAAUGAAGUGAUUGAGGAUGAUGAUGAUGACAUUAAUUUGGAAUCAUUUGGUGAUGAAGAUGAUGCUCCACCCGGAUUUAGAGAUAAAAAUCAUCCUAUUCAUGUUGAAGUUGAAGAAGAUGAAGAUGAGGAUGAUGAUGAUGAUGCUAGUGGUGGAGCAUUUGGUUCACAUGAUGAUAUUGAUUUUAAUUUUCUUCAUGACAAAUGA